This is a messenger RNA of Cynoglossus semilaevis (tongue sole), 1918 nucleotides long. RefSeq lists its product as uncharacterized. The record is from RefSeq and is a predicted model, not a curated record. Bases 285 to 929 code for a protein of 214 amino acids. The transcript is spliced from 7 exons. NCBI's taxonomy places the organism in Eukaryota, Metazoa, Chordata, Actinopteri, Pleuronectiformes, Cynoglossidae.
UUUAAGUAUCAUAUUAGAAAAACCCCUUUUUGUAUUGGAACUUUUUGAAUUCCUCUGUAUUUGUGUCUUCUCUUACAGCAUACACACAAAGCAUGCAUUUCCACACCCUGACCUGCAGGGGGUGGAUUUGAAAGCGAUGACUCAUGAUUCAGAACCUAGGGACUUGUGGUUUUCUGCAAAAGCACACAUCCUGUAAUGUGUCUGUAUGGGCAUGAACACAGUCACAGUCUUGUGAUGAACAGAUACAGACGAAGCGACAGAUAACUUCAUUCUUCUUCUUCAUCAUGUCGACCACCUGCAACGGCAACGGCACUUGUUCUGACGGUAACUUUUGGUUCCACAAUUUAUGUGCAGCAUCCUGGCUACCGCUGCUGUUCAUAGCACUGGGCGGAUUACUGGUCUGCUCACUAUCAUUGAACAUUCUUUUCUGUGUGCUACAAUGUUGCUCAGGAAAAAAAAAACACCCACGACAGAGGCAAAGCCCAAAGCAGAUGGAAGAUAAUCCUAUUUAUGGAAACAUCCUCUACGAACAGACAGACACUCUUCCGUUGACAGACAACAUUCCUCGGCCCCACUCCUCAUUCAGCUCUGUGCCUGUGAUGGAGCAACAGAGACUCACUUACACCUCACAGCAGGACUGUUACGCCAAUCUCGCUCUCAAACCUCCCAGGAUGCAGUGCGGCCGCAGCUCUCCACAGACACAGCACGCUGUAGAUGGAAGUCCGACAGAGGAGGCACCGGAGGUCAGAAAGCAACAAGCGGAAGCAGGAGAAGAAGAAGAAGAAAAAGAAGAAGAAAACGCAGGAACACAAGAAGAGGAGAACGCUGAUAGACUCAAUAUGUCGGAUUUGUAUGCAACUGUACAAACACAGCGAACCAAAGCGAUCUGCACCUCGAAUAGUGGAGAGGAGUACGCCAACCAUCUGUGAACGGAGCACCGAAGCUGACAACCUGGUGGGUUUUUGGGGGCUUAGCUGGGACUUUGAACAACAACAACAAACACCAGAGAACAUAACGAGUAAGGUGGUACGAGGCCACUACUGAAAAGGUACAGGCUAUUUUCUUGACUUUUGUUUUUGUUUUUAAUAUCUUCAAAAGCUAAUACAUUUGAAGAUCGCAAACUGAUCUAACAGAAGCAAAACUCUGAAACCCCCCGACAAAUUUGGCCCUACAGCUAAGUAUUCCAAAACUGAAGAUGUAUGUAUAUUAAUUGUGUUCAUUGUAUGUUUAUGUUGGCUGCUUCUUGCAGCCAAAAGUCAGUCACUGCUUCUAUCAACAAUGCCAACUAUAUAUAUGUAUAGGUGUGUGUGUAUAUUUCACGUAUUUUUCAGUUUUUAACUUACUGCUAUCAGUUAGCCGUACUUGCUAUCAUGUAUUUGCCGUACUUUACUGUCAUGUAUUUGUAAGUUAUCAUAGUCAAACUCAUACUGUUCGAUAUGGUCUAAGACAGUGGUUCUCAAACUUUUUAUACUCUGUACCACCUGAGAAAACAUUGAGCUCUUUGUGUUGACCAACAUUAGAAUAUAGCAGCGUAGGCCUUCACUAUUAGCUUCCACCACACAGGGGAGAUGUUUAUAAAUGUUUAUAAAGAUGUUUGUUUUUAAAUGUUGUAUAUAAUUGUGCAUCGUAUGUUUCAGAUUGAUUCAAUUGAAAAUGUAAAUAUGAAAAUACGAAUUUUCCCCGAGUACCACUAGAGAGCACUGCACCACUGUUUGAGAACCACUGGUCUAAGAUAUUACAGGGCCCUUGGGUCAUUUUUCAUUUUUCGACUCCUUGAAAAGUGUUUGAAAACUAUUGGGUUGUGCUGUUUUGUUUGUCAAUAAUAAUCUUUUCAUAUCUCUGUAUUUACUGUAUUAACUUUCAUUGUAACUUUGAGAAGUCAAUUUUACCAGAAAUUAAAAAAAAAUAGUUUCCUAGG